AUGGUGGUCGGCGAGUCGGGCCUCGGUAAGACGACCCUCAUCAACACGCUCUUUGCCAGCGAGAUCUGCGCCCCUCGCAACUACCGCCAGCGCUUUGCCAAGCAGAUGGACAAGACCACCGAGGUCGAGAUCCUCAAGGCCGACCUUGAGGAGCGCGGCUUCAACAUCAAGCUGACUGUCAUUGACACUCCCGGCUUUGGCGACUAUGUCAACAACCGCGACUCGUGGACUCCCAUUGUCGAGUUUAUCGACGACCAGCACGAGUCGUACAUGCGCCAGGAGCAGCAGCCCCUCCGUACCGACAAGCAGGACCUCCGCGUUCACGCCUGCCUGUACUUUAUCCGCCCCUCGGGCACCAGCCUCAAGCCCCUCGACGUCGAGGUCAUGAAGCGUCUUGGCUCGCGCGUCAACCUCAUCCCUGUUGUCGCCAAGGCCGACACCAUGACCCCCGAGGACCUCCUUGCCUUCAAGCAGCGCGUCCGCGAGGUCAUUGACGCCCAGGGCAUCAAGUGCUACCUCCCUCCCGUCGACGUCGACGACGAGCAGGCUGCCGAGAACGCGCGCCACAUGCAGUCCGUCAUGCCCUUCUCGGUCAUUGGCUCCAUCGACGACGUUACCACCACCGAUGGCCGCGUCGUCAAGGGUCGCCAGUACCUCUGGGGUGUUGCCGAGGUCGAGAACGAGGACCACUGCGACUUUAAGAAGCUCCGCUCGCUCCUUAUCCGCACCUACAUGCUCGACCUCAUCACCUCGACCGAGGAGACCCACUACGAGUCGUACCGUCUGCAGCAGAUGGAGACCCGCAAGUUUGGCGAGCCCAAGGUCAAGAAGCUCGACAACCCCAAGUUCAAGGAGGAGGAGGAGUCCCUUCGCAAGCGCUUCACCGAGCAGGUCAAGCUCGAGGAGGCCCGUUUCCGCCAGUGGGAGCAGCACCUCAUCGCCGAGCGCGACCGUCUCAACAAGGACCUCGAGCAGGCCCACUCGCAAAUCAAGGCCCUCGAGGGCGAGAUCGACAACAUGGCCGCAUACCACCGCCAGGGCGGCACCGUGCGCCGUUAA
Molecule: messenger RNA, 1059 nt
Organism: Apiotrichum porosum
Lineage: Eukaryota; Fungi; Basidiomycota; Tremellomycetes; Trichosporonales; Trichosporonaceae
Exons: 3
Coding region: 1-1059 (352 amino acids)
Biological process (GO): cytoskeleton-dependent cytokinesis
Cellular component (GO): cell division site; microtubule cytoskeleton; septin ring
Molecular function (GO): GTPase activity; molecular adaptor activity; GTP binding
Source: RefSeq, a predicted model, not a curated record